GUAGGGUAUGAUAAACGUCAUGGUGGAGUCUUCAAUUACUUUGGUGAAUUCUUGGAGUGAAAAGAUUGAGAAGGAAGGAGGAGUUGCUGAAAUUAAGAUUGACAGCCACAUGAGGAGCUUUUCUGGGGAUGUGAUCUCCAAGGCAUGCUUUGGGAGCAACUAUGCCAAGGGACAAGAGAUUUUCUUGAAGCUUAGAGCUCUCCAAGAAUUAAUCUCCAAGAUAGCCUUCACCUCUACAAUCCCUGGAUUUAGAUACUUGCCAACCAAGAGCAACAGGGAAAUAUGGAAGCUGGAGAGAGAGGUUCAGUCCUUAAUCCUGAAGGUAGUGAAGGAACGAAAGGAAGCAACCUCAGAGAAGGACCUGCUUCAGAUGAUACUCGAAGGCACUAAAAACAGUGGCGAGCCGGGACGCGGAGAUGUGAUGGACCAUUUUGUAGUGGACAACUGCAAGAACAUCUACUUGGCUGGCUACGAGACAACUGCUGUCGCGGCCUCGUGGACGUUGAUGUUACUGGCCUUGAAUCCGGGAUGGCAAGCCAAAGUACGCGAGGAGGUCAUGCAACUGUUGCGUGGUGGCCAAUAUCCCGAUGCUGACAUGAUUCGGAAGAUGAAAACGUUGACGAUGGUAAUCAAUGAGUCGCUACGUCUCUACCCACCUGUGGCCGUUGUCUCAAGAGAGGCACUUGAAGACAUGAAGCUUGGGAACAUCCAAGUCCCAAAAGGUGUCAACGUUUGGACCCUCACGGCGACCCUCCACCAAGACCCCAAUAUCUGGGGACCGGACGCGGAUCGGUUUGACCCGGAGCGUUUCGCAAAUGGAGUCACCGGAGCGUGCAAGCUCCAGUACGCGUACAUGCCCUUCGGGGUCGGGCCUCGCACGUGUCUAGGGCAGAACUUUGCGAUGGCCGAGCUGAAAGUCCUCCUGGCCCUCAUAAUUUCCAACUUCUCCUUCUCAAUCUCGCCCAAGUAUAGACACUCCCCAGCUCUGAGGUUGGUCAUAGAGCCUGAAUUCGGAGUGGAUCUUCUUGUAAGGAGACUCUGACCUUCAAAGAAGAUGUUGUUCUACAUUUACAUUUUUAUAAGUGUUCUACUUGCCCUUUCUUGAUCUUUGAUUACUAGUUUUU
Syzygium oleosum is the source of this 1124-nucleotide messenger RNA. RefSeq names its product cytochrome P450 714C2-like. The record is from RefSeq and is a predicted model, not a curated record. Bases 8 to 1042 code for a protein of 344 amino acids. Gene Ontology annotation, molecular function: heme binding; iron ion binding; oxidoreductase activity, acting on paired donors, with incorporation or reduction of molecular oxygen. Lineage: Eukaryota; Viridiplantae; Streptophyta; Magnoliopsida; Myrtales; Myrtaceae. The transcript is spliced from 3 exons.